This is a messenger RNA of Geodia barretti, 3339 nucleotides long. Lineage: Eukaryota; Metazoa; Porifera; Demospongiae; Tetractinellida; Geodiidae. The record is from the annotation of a GenBank genome assembly.
AUGUGCACCUGCAGUUGCCGUUUCAAAACGUCGGUAACCAUCGCCGUUGCGGGAUUCGUUCUCUUGUCGCUAUCCCUGUCCGCCGUUAUACCGCAGACGGCACCCCAAGCAGCCCUGUCAACGGGCAGGUUUCUCGUCGCCGGCAAACAACUCCGAGACCCCAAUUUCGCACGGACCGUUGUUCUGCUCCUCAACUACGGCGAAAGCGGCGCGCGGGGUGUGAUCAUCAACCGGCCGACGGACGUGAAGCUGGCCACCAUGUUUCCCGAAAUCAGGGGCUUGCAGCGGCGCAUGGACACCGUUUAUCUCGGCGGGCCGCGCACUGAGCGUUCAGACAUCUUCUGCGAGCUGCUUGACCUACUGGACAGGCGCCACGAGGGAUGCCUGGUAUUGCAGCAGCCCUACAACGUGCAAGUGGGCGCCGGCACCAUGAACCCCGCCACGGUUCUGCGCGUUCUCGUCGGCGCCGGAACUCGUGGAACGGUGUGUACGAGUCGAGCCCCAGCAUCGCGCGCCGACGCCACGGCCGUCGUCGGCGACAAUCCGAAUCGCUUGCAGAUGCACCAUCAAUUGCAGGUCAUCCUGCAGCCGGACCCCGGCGACCCGCAGGAGCGCUACCUCGCCAGCCUGCAGGCCAUCGGCAUCGACAUGCGGCAGCACGACGUGCGUUUCGUCGAAGACAACUGGGAAAGCCCCGCCCUUGGCGCCUGGGCCCGGGCGGGAAGGGUGGCUCGACGGCCAGGAAAUCACCCAAUUCACCUAUUUCCAGCAGGCCGUGCGGCCAGGACGCUCGACCAGCUGUGGCGGUGGAGAGUUCAGCGUUACUACGGCUCGACCGCAUCGCGCUGGCUCUGCAGGACGCCGACAGCGUCUGGCAGAUGGCACUAUAGGCGCGCGCAUCGUGCCAUCCCCUACGAAGACAUCCUCCUGCGUAGCGAAAUCGAGCACUGUCAUUAUUACUUUGAAGUCGCCGACGUAGAAGCCCUCAAGGCCGUGUACGACACCUACGAGCGCGAGGCCAAGCGCUGUCUGGAGGCGGACUUGGUAAUGCCGGCGCACGACUACAACCUGAAGUGUUCGCACCUGUUCAACGUGCUGGACACGCGCGGCGCCAUCGGCGUGACCGAGCGGGCGAACUAUUUCCGGCGCAUGCGCAACGUGGCACGGGACAUUUCGACGUUAUACGCGGCACAACGGGAGCAACUGGGCCAUCCGCUCCUCAAGUCGUCCGCCGGGCUGGUGGCUGCCGCCGAGCCGCCGCCAGGCGAGGACACGGCGGUUGCGCCGGCGGACGAAGCGAGUCCGUUCGUGCUGGAGAUCGGCAGCGAGGAGUUACCGCCGGCAGACCUGUCGUCGGCGAUGCGGCAGUUGCAAGCCGCGGUCCCGGCCAUGCUGGAUCAGUUGCGGCUGGGGUAUGAGAGCCUGACGGUGUAUGGCACGCCGCGGCGUCUGGUAGUGAUGGUAUCAGGGUUGGCGCCGCGACAGACGGACCUGGAAACCGUUGUCAAAGGCCCCCCGGCCGACCGCGCCUUCGACGCCGACGGCCAGCCGACCGCCGCUGGCCUGGGGUUUGCGCGCGGCAAGGGCGUCGAGGUGGGCGAUCUGCAGGUCGUCGAGGAGCAGGGCCGGCGGUCCGUUGCCGCCGUGGUGCGCGAGACGGGCCGCGCCGCCGUCGAGGUUCUCAGCGAGGCGCUGCCCGGCUGCCUUGCCGGCAUCACGUUCGACCGCAGCAUGCGCUGGAACGCCAGCAAUCUGGCCUACAGCCGGCCGCUGCGCUGGCUACUGGCCCUGUACGGCCCGCAGCAGGUGCCGUUCAGCUAUGCGGGGAUUGACAGCGGGCGCUGCAGCCGCGGCCUGCGGCCCUACGGCUCGCCGGCCAUUGUCAUCGACGACGCCGGAGCCUAUGCGUCCGUCAUGCAGGCCAAUGGCGUGGUCACGAACCCCGAGGCGCGCCGCUCGUUGAUCCGCGACGAGGCCGCCGAAAUGGCCGCGCAACGCGACGGCGUAUGGCACGAGGACCCGGAUUUGCUGGACGAAGUGACCCAUCUCGUCGAGCGUCCGACGCUGUUCUGCGGUCGCUUCGAGGCGCGCUUCCUGGCGCUGCCGCCCGAAGUGCUGGUGGCGGUCAUGAAGAAGCACCAGCGGUACUUCCCGGUAUACGCCGGAGACGGCAGCCUGCUGCCGCACUUUAUCGGCGUGCGCAACGGCGACGCGGAGCACCUCGACACCGUGACCGCCGGCAACGAGCACGUGUUGCGGGCGCGUUUUGCCGACGCCGAAUACUUCUACGGCAAGGAUACCCGGCAGGCGCUGGGCGAUUUUCUCCCCCGCUUGCAGACCUUGACGUUUCAGGUCGAUCUCGGCUCCAUGCUCGACAAGGUGCACCGCCUCGAACGCCUCACGCCGCAAGCGGCGCAACUGCUGGGCCUCAGCGAAUCCGAUACAGCGGCCGCCACACGUGCCGCCGCCCUCUCCAAGGCUGAUCUGGCGACCAACAUGGUGGUUGAGAUGACCGCCCUGCAGGGAACGAUGGGUGCCCAUUACGCCCGCUUGAGCGGCGAAUCCGAUGCCGUCGCCGCUGCCUUGGGCGAACAAUACCAGCAGGUCAGCACCACCCCGGCGGGGCUUGCCCUCGCCCUCGCCGACCGCUGUGACAGCCUGCUCGGCCUGUUCGCCGCCGCCGGCCUCGCGCCGCGCGGCUCCAAUGACCCCUUUGCCCUGCGCCGCGCCGCCCUGGGCAUUAUCGAGACCCUGAUUACCAACUGCACCUCGUGCGACCUGCGCCGCCUGUUGAGCCUCGCCGCGCCCUCGCUGCCGGUUUCCGGCGACGCCGCGACCCAGGAAGCGGUCCUGCAAUUCAUCAUCGGCCGCCUCGAAGGCGUUCUGCGUGACCGCGGCUACCCCGCCUCGGUCGUCAAAGCUGUCCUCGCCGCCCAGGGCCACGACCCUUACGCCGCCAGCCAAGCCGCCCAUGAACUGAACGACGCCCUUGCCGACGACGACUGGCCCACCCUGCUUGCCGCCUAUUCCCGCUGCGUCCGUAUCACCCGUGCGAUUGAAGGGCCCCUGAUCCUGUGCCCCGACGACUUCGAUCUGCCGGCUGAAAAGGCCCUGCGCGACGCCUACCAAUCCGCCGCCGCUGCCCUCGACGGUAGCGCCAGCGUCAGCCGCUUUAUCACCGCCCUGCGCAAACUGGAGCCCGCCAUCACGACCUUCUUCCUCGACGUCCUCGUCAUGGACGAAGACCCCGCCCGCCGUGACAACCGCUUGGCCCUGUUGCAAGGCAUCUCGGCCCUCCCCGACGGUAUCGCGGAUAUGUCUCGACUGGAAGGGUUUUGA